Molecule: messenger RNA, 2829 nt
Organism: Lipotes vexillifer (Yangtze River dolphin)
Lineage: Eukaryota; Metazoa; Chordata; Mammalia; Artiodactyla; Lipotidae
Gene: ANKLE2
Product: ankyrin repeat and LEM domain containing 2
Exons: 13
Coding region: 1-2829 (942 amino acids)
Biological process (GO): negative regulation of phosphorylation
Cellular component (GO): endoplasmic reticulum
Molecular function (GO): protein phosphatase 2A binding
Source: RefSeq, a predicted model, not a curated record
AUGCUGUGGCCGCGGCUGGCGGCGGCCGAGUGGGCGGCGCUGGCCUGGGAGCUGCUGGGCGCCUCGGUGCUGCUGAUCGCGGUGCGCUGGCUGGUGCGGCGGCUGGACAGACGGCCGCGGGGCCUGGGCCGGAGCGGGCUCCCCGACCCGCCGCCCUGCGCGGCCGCGGGCCCAGUCCCUGAUCCAGGUGAAAUGACAAUGGAUACCAUCUUGGCUCGAUUGAAACUCCUGAAUCCAGAUGACCUUAGAGAAGAAAUUAUCAAAGCUGGAUUGAAAUGUGGACCCAUUACAUCAACCACAAGGUUUAUUUUUGAGAAAAAGUUGGCUCAGGCUUUAUUAGAGCACAGUACACUGCCUUCCCAUCCUCCUGACCAUGCCACUGCAGGUGCCCCAGCCCUGGGCCAGGACACACAAAGCGUUGUGAAGUCUGCGGUAGGGAGCCCGACUGAGCGGGUCAGCUUUUCUGAAGACAGAGAUUUUGGUUAUAGUGUGGGCUUGAAUCCUCCGGAGGAAGAUGCCGUGACGUCUGAGACUUGCUCAGUGCCUUUCAGUGCCUUGGCCGGCAGCCACAAAGCCAUGCUGCGGGCCUCUGCAGAGCCGCCUCUAUACUAUGGGGUGUGCCCAGCGUACGAGGACGCCCCGGCGAGAAAUGAAAGGAUUCAUGUUUAUGAAGACAAGAAGGAAGCCUUGCAAGCUGUCAAAAUGAUCAAAGGAUCCCGAUUUAAGGCUUUUACAAGCAGAGAAGAUGCAGAGAAAUUUGCUAGAGGAACUUGUGAUUAUUUCCCUUCUCCAAGCAAAACCUCUUCACCACUUUCUCCUGUGAAAACAGUGCCGCUCUUUAGCAGUGGUGGGUUAAGAGAUGGGUUGUACUUGUCUGAUUCGGAAACAGCAAGCAAAGAGCGAGCAAACAGUUAUAAAAGUCCUCGUACACAAGAUCUCACGGCCAAACUUCGGAAAGCUGUUGAGAAGGGAGAGGAAGACACCUUUUCCGACCUCAUCUGGGGUAACCCCCGGUAUCUGAUUGGCUCGGGGGACAACCCGACCAUCGUACAGGAAGGAUGUCGGUACAACGUCAUGCAUGUUGCUGCCAAAGAGAACCAGGCUGCCCUGUGCCAGCUGACCCUGGAGACGCUGGAGAACCCCGAGUUUAUGCGGCUCAUGUACCCGGACGACGAGCCGCAUAUGCUGGAGAAACGCAUCUGCUACGUGGUGGACCUGUACCUCAACACCCCUGACAGAGUGGGCUACGACACACCAUUGCAUUUUGCUUGUAAGUUUGGAAACGCAGAUGUGGUCAAUGUGCUCUCUUCACACCCUUUGAUUGUAAAAAACCCAAGAAAUAAAUAUGAUAAAACACCUGAAGAUGUUAUUUGUGAAAGAAGCAAAAAUAAAUCUGUGGAACUGAAGGAGCGGAUUAGAGACUAUUUAAAGGGUCACUACUACGUGCCCCUCCUGAGGGCAGAGGACACGUCUUCUCCCGUGAUCGGGGAGCUGUGGUCUUCAGACCACACGGGCGAGGUCUCUCACAUCGGCCACGGUGGAGGUGGCCCCAGAGACCCCAUUCUGACCCUGCGAGCCUUUGCAGGGCCCCUGAGUCCGUCCAAGGCGGAAGAUUUUCGCCGACUCUGGAAAACCCCGCCUCGAGAGAAAGCGGGAUUCUUCCACAGCGUCAGGAAGUCAGAUCCGGAGAGAGGCAUCGAGAGAGUGGGAAGGCAGCUGGCUCACGAGCUGGGGUAUCCCUGGGUCGAAUACUGGGACUUUCUGGGUUGUUUUGUUGAUCUGUCUUCCCAGGCGGGCCUGCAAAAACUAGAAGAAUAUCUCACCCAGCAGGAAGUGGGCAAAAAGCCCCAACAAGACACAGGAGAAAAUGCAGCCUGUCUGCAGGAGGACGCCUCAGCCCUCGGCCGUCACAGGAAGUGCAGCAAUUCCAUCUCCGUGAGGGCGUUUCUAGAUGAAGAUGAUGACAUGAGCUUGGAAGAGAUCAAAAACCGGCAAAACACAGCUCGAAACAACACCCAGCCCACGGUGGCUGCUUUUGGAGACUCGGGGUGUGACAUCCUUCCCUUGGAGCAGAAGACAGACCUCAUAGAAGCCUCAGCCCCGACCACUCCCCUCAGCAGCAAAAAUGGGUUUUGCAGCCCCCCGAGUGAUGGCACGACCCUGGGUGGGAAGAGGCCAAAGGCCCCAAGUAGGGAGGACGCCUUCCUGUCAACUGUCUCCGGCUUGACUGUGGAGUUUGAUAAACUGAAUUUGCAGAAUCUAGAAAGUAGCUUUUCGAAUAAGACACCCAGUCCAACUGUGAAAACUAGAGAUAAGAGGAUCCUGACAUCAAGAGUGAACACAGCAGAAAGUGACGUGUUAGGACCUCUUGCUGCUGACAAACUCGGGAAUGACCAAGGAAGGACAGAGCACGGAAUGUCAGCUGGAAUGGCUGACAUGUGCCUGGACCCCGACAGUCCCACGCAAGAGGCCCAUCACGGUGGCAGUUCUGAGCCCUCGGGGGUCCCUGCCUCGAAGGAGCCCGUCCAGAGCCUCUUCCUUUUUGGAGAAGAGCCGUCAAAACUGGAUCGCGAUGUUCUGGCGGCCCUGGAGUGUGCGGACGUGGACCCUCACCAGUACCCGGCCCUGCACAGGUGGAGGAGUGCCGUGCUGCGCUACUCGCCCGCGGACAGACAGAGCUGGCCCAGCCCCUCGCUGAAAGGGAAGGUGAAGUCUCAGCUGCUGGACAUCGGUGGCCCUCCUAGCGGCGGCAGCCCCGGGCGCUACAGCCCCGCUCGCAGGGGCCACCUCCACCGGACGGCGCGCCUGGCCCAGCUCGCCGCCUUGUAG